Molecule: messenger RNA, 5853 nt
Organism: Thunnus maccoyii (southern bluefin tuna)
Lineage: Eukaryota; Metazoa; Chordata; Actinopteri; Scombriformes; Scombridae
Gene: bach2b
Product: BTB and CNC homology 1, basic leucine zipper transcription factor 2b
Exons: 6
Coding region: 1108-3639 (843 amino acids)
Biological process (GO): regulation of transcription by RNA polymerase II
Molecular function (GO): RNA polymerase II cis-regulatory region sequence-specific DNA binding; protein binding; DNA-binding transcription factor activity, RNA polymerase II-specific
Source: RefSeq, a predicted model, not a curated record
UUAGCCUGCAUGCAAUGAAAGGUUCUGAGCAUGGAAGUUUGAGACAGACAGUUCACCCUUGGUUUGACCCUUUAACCUCUGUUUGAAAGCUCCAAAACCAAAGUCGUUUGAGAUUAGAUCAUUUUAUUACAUAGGUUUAGGAAUUUCACACAAUAGCCUGUAUUUUCAAGUCAUUAAAAACAUAACAAUAAAAACGUUAGAAGGUUUUAGGACAAAUGUUUGUUAAAACAGGUAACAAACUUCAAGUUUGUUUCCAGAAUUACACGCAGUUCGUCUCAGUCCAAGUUAGACGUUAUCUUAAACUAGGACACUGUGUUUUGAUAGGCUACCAGUUGGCCGCUUCAUUUUCGUUUAACACGGUUUGAUACAAAAAAAUAAGCAAACAUUGAGUUGUAUUUACGUUUGUGGGCACAGCUGUGAAAAAUGCCUUGUGUCAUCUUUCAUCGUCAUAUUCCCGCUGUGUGCACCGGGUAAGGGGGGCUGGGGGUGGGCAGGCCGCCGAACCAGCGAGCACGAGGGGAGGGAUUUGAGCUAACAGCCCGUAGUGCGAUUCUCCAAACUGCCCUGCGCACGUUCCAGGGAGUACGCGCACGCUUCCCGCCGGCCUCAACGCAAAGGCGCCCCGAUCUAACGAUGUUGUGAAUGAGGGGAUAGAGUGACGUCAGCGGCUGAAUGUCAACAAUGUAGCGACUGAGAGGAGGCGUUCCAGUCGAGUGUAACAAACAGCGGAGACGGAGCGGCACGCACACACACACACGCGCGCGCGCGCACACGUACACACAGCGGCAACAACAGACCGUAGAAUCUCAGACGUUGUGUGUGUGUGUGUAUGUGUUUUUUUUGUGUAAGUGAGAAAUAACCGAGUUGCAGCGACGGGAGAAGAAGUCACCUCUCUGCAGCCGGGAGGCUUUGAGGAAACGACAAAGCGAGUCAUCAUGUGAAAGAACUUAUGUGGGAAACGGACAAAAGGGCUGGAAUACGAGCAGAAUAGAAAGUAAAAGGGACGCCCUACCCCCGCACCAGCGACCUGCCAAUCAUCUAUCUGACCUCGCAUCUUUCUGACUGAUAGUGAUGUAGUCAGUGUGACUGUAUGCUGCUCGUGGAUAAAUGAUCACUAAUCACAAUCAGAAGAUGAAGCACAAGUCUGGCGUGAGCGGAAUGUCCGUGGAUGAGAAGCCUGAAGCCCCCAUGUAUGUGUAUGAGUCGACGGUUCAUUGUACCAAUAUCCUCCUCUGCCUCAACGACCAGCGGAAGCAGGAUAUCCUGUGCGAUGUGACUGUCCUAGUGGAGGGCAAGGAGUUCCGCGGGCACCGGGCCGUGCUGGCCGCCUGCAGCGAGUAUUUCCUCCAGGCUCUGGUGGGCCAGGCGGAGAAUGGCUUGGUCGUUAGCCUUCCUGAAGAGGUCACUGCCAGGGGAUUCGCCCCAUUGUUGCAGUUUGCCUACACUGCUAAGCUGUUACUCAGCAGAGAAAACAUCCAGGAGGUCAUCCGCUGUGCCGAAUUCCUGCGCAUGCACAACCUCGAGGACUCAUGCUUUCGCUUCCUGGAAGCUCAGCUGCGCAGUGAGGAGGAUGGCUUGCUGCUCUGCCACAAGGUGGCGGUGGAGGCCAACAACUCGGAGGAUGAGACCAUGCAGUCAGAGGCGGAAAGGCCCACCUCCCCCAGGGCGCGGCGUUGUGCUGACGCCCUCACCUCCUUUCCUGACGAUGAUCGGCUAGCAAUGGCUAUACCCAGUAACUUCACGGAUGGCCGGCUGGACUUUGAUCGGCAUGGAUCGUCAGACCUGCCACGAUGCCCCAAGUACAGGAAAUACCAGUGGGCUUGUAACAAGCACAAUAAUGACACCUCCUCAUACACCAGUACCUCAGUUUUUCCAAGCACAUUAAAGGAGAGUGGCGUUAGCGGGGCAGUGCCGGGUCAGGGCAGGCUGCCUUUGGCACAGAUCAAAGUUGAACCACAGGCAGAGGAAGAGGCCAUCUCAUUGUGCCUGUCAGGGGAUGAGCAAGAUGUCAGGGAUAAGGACAGUGUGACAGCCAUGGAGAUGGAUAACCCCAUAUCUGUGGAAAGAACCAAGAGAACCAAGUCCCCUUCCUGCCUCCGAGCCUUCUUCAAGAAAGGGGUGGACCUCCCCAGUCUGCCCAACACAUCACAGCAGCUAUUCGCCAACAGACUUGUCUGCCCCCAGGACAAAGGAAACUCUCAGGGAGAUCAUAAAAAAGACUUCAGGCCUUUCACUGGGGAGCUGGGUCUGUCUGUUACAUCCCCAAAGGACGUGGACGGUUUCCCUGCAGGGUUGUCCCUCAAGUCCUCCUCCUGCGAUGGGGUCUGCAAACAGGAAGUUGAGCUAGACCGCCGUAGUGUCAUAUUUUCCUCAGGGGCCUGCAACCGUCUGGGAACCCCAGCGCAUUCCUACCCUGGUGGGAACUCUUUGGAGAUGGAGCUCUCUGAGCACAUGCCAAAAGGCCUGUGGGCUGGAGCCAGCCAGUCCCUCCCCACCUCCCAGACCUAUUCUCCCAGCACCACUUCCACUGAGCCCCCACUCCUGUGCCACCCACGGCCCAACACCAGCUGCCCAGUGCCAAUCAAAGUGUGCCCACGCUCGCCACCUUGUGAGACACGCACCAGGACUUCCAGCUCCUGCUCUUCAUACUCCUAUGCGGAGGACGGCAGUGGAGGCUCUCCCUGCAGCCUGCCUCAGUUUGAGUUCUCCUCCUCGCCAUGCUCCAAUGUGGCACGCUGCCUCAAUGUGGACCAGCAGGAGCAAAGUGUGGGAGGGGAUGCCCUUUUUAACCAGGUGCGGCCCAAGAUCAAAUGCGAGCAGUCCUACGGCACCAACUCCAGUGAUGAGUCGGGCUCCUUCUCAGAGGGAGACAGCGAGUCCUGCCAUGUACAGGAGAGAGGGCCAGAGGUGAAGCUCCCUUUCCCUGUAGAUCAAAUCACAAAUCUUCCACGGAACGACUUCCAAAUGUUGGUGAAAAUGCACAAACUGACCUCGGAGCAGCUCGAGUUCAUCCAUGACAUGAGGCGGCGGAGUAAGAACCGUAUCGCUGCGCAGCGCUGCCGCAAGAGGAAGCUCGACUGCAUCCUGAACCUGGAGUGUGAGAUCAGAAAACUGGUGUGUGAGAAGGAGAAGUUGCUGACAGAGAGGAACCAGCUGAAGGCUUGUAUGGGUGAGCUGUGGGAGAACUUCUCCUGUCUGUCGCAGGAGGUGUGCAGGGACGUCCAGCUGAGCCCAGAGCAGGUCCAGUCUUUACACCACUACUGCCCAGUGCUGCGGCCCGCCAACUCCACUGCCGGCAGCAACGCUGCCCAUGAGCCCAAGCCUGCCCCCAGACCCGCCCCCGCCCCCACCACCACCACCACCACCACCACCACCACCAGCAUCGACCUCACCACCCACUCGGGCUCGGCCACACCGGAACCCAGCCUCCACGGGUCGCCAGGCCCUUCGGAGAGUGAGCCCGACUCGGCCGUCAGAAACGGGGCGGACAGAGAUAUGGACGGCCAAGACGCCAGCUUGUACACACAAUCAGGGCUGUCCGUGGAAAAAUCCAACCAGACGGUAACAGUUGAUUUCUGCCAGGAAAUGACUGACAAAUGUACAACUGAUGAGCAGCCAAGGAAGGACUGCACCAAGUAGUGGUGGUUCUCUGUGUUGUUGUUUUUGAUGUUUUUUUUUAUUAUUUAAUUUUACUCUUCUGACAAACCCUCUCUUGGGGUUGUUGAGACGGUCAGCCUCUGCCAGUGUUCACUGAAAAACAAGCUUUGUUUGUAUUUAUGUCUUUUUGUGCUGUCAGUUUUUUGUCUUUUUUUUUUCUUUUUUUUUGAACGGUUGACACUAAAGUUGUCUUAACAGCAGCAAUACUGUUCUCCAGGUAUUCUCCUCUUACCAUGACAGAGUGGGAACUUCUCACCAAACCCUUACAAUGGUGCUAUACUCGCCCCGGCAGCAACCUCUACAGUGGAGACUCUGUUCUUCAUAUCUCACACAUCACAACUCAAAGUUGAACCUCAUCGGACCUAAACAGCAGCUCUCUUUGUCUCUCUGUGUACCAACAGUAUCUCUGUUCUUGCCUUUCUCUCUCUUUUUCCCACUCUGUCUCUGUCAAUCUUCUCUACCUCUUUCUGUCUCUCUCUCUCUCUGUCUCUCUCUGGUUAUUCUCUCGCUAUAUCUCAGAGGCCCUUUUCGUCACAGCAAUUCAAACUCAGGAAAAAGAAAAUCCUCUGAAUGUUCAACCUAAUUCAUGAAAAAUGAGAAUACAGCUUCUGUACGUGAGGAAGUUGCGAUGCAGUUAGACUGUAAAAUGUUCAUAUGCAAAAAUGUCUUCAAGCGUCUCGCAUUUGUAUUUCUGUACAGGAGAACUUUGUACAGGCUGUAAACCGAAAACAUUCCUCCUUUGCCUUCCUCAGCACUGAAUUGAAAGGAAAAAAAAGAUUUUUGCAGGCAGUUAAAUGGCUAUUUUUUCUCCCACUCAUCAGCAAUACCAUUGUAUUUGGAUGUUGUAACGGUGACUUUCAAGUGCUUGUUUGGCAGAAAUGUAUAUAGUAUGGAGCAUGAUGACUGUAACAGUGAUUUUGUACAGGUAGAGGCUUAGAUGUUUCUUUUCACCGGGGUUAUAUCAAGCACCUUUUUGCUAAGGGAAAAUCUUUGCUUUGCUGUUUCCUGUCCUGCCUAAUGAAUAUUCCCCAUCAUGGUGGGUGUUCUUAUACUCAGGAAAUCAGCUCAAGACACAUUUAAACACACACAUACAGUACAUACAGACACAUGCGCCAACACACACACAUGUCAGAUUUUGAGCCCCAUGCAUGUAUAAAAGUUAGACGUUCAAGACGUGUUUUUAACGCGCGGCUCAGGCCAGCUCCUCUCCACCCUUGACUCCUCUUUAAAUGUGAAAAAAAAAGCGUUCUGCCUUGUGUUUUUGGAGGAAAUCUUAUUUCUUAUCAGUAUUUAAAGAUAUUUUUUAAAAUUAGACUUAGUUCAGGCACUUUGUUUCCAGCCCCAGGCGCUCAGAGCCAUUUAGCACUUCUAUGAGGGUCUUUGUCUUUGUUUCAGACCCCUUAAAAUUCUGAGCCUGGAGCACUUAAAUUGGCACUUCAAGAGGAAACAUCUUGCUGAUAUAACUAUAUCAAUAUACAGUAAAGAAAAAAAUUCUAUGAAGAACACGUAUCGGAAACCUCUCUUAACACAAAAGAAAGCUAAUGUUUUAGUAUCAGAGUGUUCACUCCUUAUAUUUGUAUUUCUUUAGGAAUUGAAUAAGCUAAUUCAGAAUUCAUUUGACGUGAAAGCAGUGUAUGUGUUGUCCAAAUGAUUGAGUAACAAUCAUAUAAAAUAGUAACAUGUUUGCCCUAAUUGUGCAUUUGUUUGAACAUCCUAUUUGGUGAUGUGCAUGCAUGCUGCCUAUAGCUAUAAGCCUAGUUAGUUUGUCUAGCUUCUGUUUGCCUCGUAAGUUCUCUCUGGAGCAGUCUGCCUUUAAAAUUAUAUAUUUUUUAAAUUAAUUAUUAAUGUAUAAACAAGCUGAGUUAUCUCGACGGUUGAAUUCAAUUAGAAUGUGAAGCUUUAUUCGUUGCUCUUUAAAGCCCCAAUCCAAAAUGGUGCCCCAUGUUGAUGUUACCUCCAGGCUAGCUGCUCUUCCACUAGCUUCUGUAACUCAACACAAUCUCUUUUAGCAUUUCUUUCAUUGAUUUUUCAAAACAAAUUUAAAAAAAGGAAUUGUGUUCUUGGAGUUUACUAUCCAAAUCAGCGUAUACUACAACACCUGCUAUUAGAAUUUGAUCCCUUCGUGAUUCUAACAAAGUAAACAGUUGGCUUGUUAGCAUACAGAAAACAGCGUUCAUGAAGUUUUACCAGCAUGGC